ACCUCAUCAUAUUUUAUCUUUCCUCUUAUUAUUGUCUGCAUUUGACACGAGCCACUGUUCUGUACAUAUGUACCAAAAACUCCGUGAGCAAAUGAAUGAAUGACUGUUAGUUGAUUCUGACACUUCACCUAAAAAAGUUUCAGUUUUUAGCUAAUAACUGAGAAAUCUGAGACCAACCCAUUUCAUUUCACUCGCUAUUCUUGUCCUUCACCUGUGUGUUUUAGUACACUGUCUGCUGAUUGUCGGUCUGUUCUUUCUCGGAAUUUGCGCUCCGUGAGUUUCAUUAUGCUGGAUUUUGUGAGUAUAUGACUCGGUUCAAACAGUGGUGAAGUUGCUGUACUUAAUCAUCUAAUGGACUUCCGAACCUUGUUGUUAAUCUUUCUGGCGCUGUGUCCUGCAUUUUUGGCGCAAACAGGUGAAGAUACAGAACUUAUGAUUGAUACAUCUGUGAAAAUUGCCUGGACAGAUGAUAAUUACAUUUGUGCUACCCUUGAUUGGUGGCCUAAAGAAAAGUGUAACUAUAAACAAUGUCCUUGGGACUUGGCAUCUAUUAUAAAUCUGGAUUUAUCUCAUCCAUUUCUGGAAAAUGCUAUACAAGCUUUCAAGGGUUUGAGAUUACGACUCGGAGGUUCAUUACAGGACCAAGUAAUAUAUGGUGUAGGCAACUUGAAAUCUUCUUGCCAUCCGUUCACCAAGCAGAGGGAUGGGUUGUUUGGAUUCUCUAAGGGAUGCUUACAUAUGCAUCGAUGGGAUGAGUUAAACAACCUUUUCAAGAAGACAGGAGCACUUGUGACUUUUGGCUUGAAUGCGUUGUAUGGGAGACGGCGGAUCAAUAGGCAUGCGUGGGGAGGAAAUUGGGAUUCCAGCAAUGCCCUCGAUUUCAUAAAAUACACUGUUGCCAAGGGCUACCAGAUACACUCAUGGGAAUUUGGAAAUGAAUUGAGUGGUCAGGGAAUUGGUGCAAGUGUUAAUGCUGUACAGUAUGGAAAAGAUGUUAUCCAUCUGCACAAUCUCAUAGACCAAGUAUACAAGAAUUUCGACCAACGUCCUCUUCUAUUAGCACCAGGAGGAUUCUAUAGUCCUGAGUGGUUCAGCAAGCUCCUUGAGGUUUCAGGGCCUGGCAUAGUCAAUGUCUUGACGCAUCAUAUUUAUAAUCUUGGCCCAGGGUCUGAAGGAAGCAAGCUUGUAGAUAAAGUUUUAAAUCCUCAAUACCUGAAUAAAAUAUCAGACACAUUUGGUAAUCUUACUCAAACCAUAAAAAUGAAGGGUCCUUGGGCUUCAGCUUGGGUUGGAGAAUCUGGUGGAGCCUACAACAGUGGAGGUCCUAAUGUGUCUAACGCCUUCGUAGAUAGCUUUUGGUAUUUAGAUCAGCUUGGCAUGGCGGCGAAGCACCAUACUAAAGUAUACUGCCGGCAGACUCUUAUUGGUGGAAAUUAUGGGCUCCUUGAUACCAGCACGUUUGUUCCAAAUCCUGAUUAUUAUAGUGCACUUCUUUGGCAUAGACUGAUGGGAAAAGAAGUUCUUGAUGUUAGCAGCAACGCCUCACCAUAUUUGCGCUCUUAUGCCCAUUGUACAAAAGAUAGAGCAGGUGUGACUUUACUUCUGAUCAAUUUAAGCAACCAGAUUCAGUAUGGGGUCAACAUCCAAUCCAGUGCAUAUACCAGCUUGCAAGUCGGUGAGAAAAAAAAUCACAAGAAAAAUGCAUUCGUGCACGGUCUUAAAGAAACUGUUUCGUGGGUAGGAAGCAAAUCAUCAGAUGUUACAUUAUAUCGAGAAGAGUAUCAUCUAACUCCAGAAGGCGGCGACCUUCAGAGUAGAACUAUGCUCCUCAACGGGAAACCAUUACAACUCACAGAAACAGGAGACAUUCCAAGUUUGACUCCAGUUCUUAAAAAUAUUGAAUCUCCGAUAUCAGUUGCACCAUUGUCCAUCAAGUUCAUUGUAUUCCCCAACUUCAAUUCUCCCAGUUGUAGAUAAGCAUUAUUGAAAGCUCGCAUUAUAAUUAGCAAAAAAUGUAUUCAUGUCUUCAUUGGAUUUGAUAUGGCUACAAUAAACCAGUCCCCUAUAGUCAAUUAUACUUUCACAUGGAAUAACUCUUAAGAAUCAAUAAACCAUUAUUUUUUUGUCUCA
This is a messenger RNA of Nicotiana tabacum (common tobacco), 2130 nucleotides long. RefSeq names its product heparanase-like protein 2. Gene Ontology annotation, cellular component: plant-type cell wall; membrane. NCBI's taxonomy places the organism in Eukaryota, Viridiplantae, Streptophyta, Magnoliopsida, Solanales, Solanaceae. The record is from RefSeq and is a predicted model, not a curated record. Gene Ontology annotation, molecular function: beta-glucuronidase activity.